AUGGUGGCGGCGCGACGACUUCUGAUCCUUCAAGCCCUCCUCCUCAUUGGUCUUGUCAAUGCCUUCCCCAUGUGGGUCAGGAUCCCUACAGGGCAGGAGCAUAUGGAUCAACAGAUGGAGGACGCGCAGCAGGAGAGCAGGAAGGAGAAAGUCUCCUUCAUGCUCCAUGGCAGAACUGCUGAUGGACCGGAGACUGCUGAGUUCUGCUCGCUGGCAUCUGCAGGCUGUCAUGCAGCGGCCACACCUCAGGCCUCUGGAGGCGGGGAGCAGCAGAAGGGAGACUUUGCCAGCAUGUUUGAGAGGCAGGCUGCUCCCCUCGACGACUUCUCAAGGACGGGUCGAUGGCACGUGAGCAGACUGCAGGACAAGCUCAAGAAGCUCGAGCAGAAGCUGACGCGAGCAACGUCGGCCAGGCGCCUCCUGUCCGCCGACCCUCCGAGGUUCCCGUCCAGGUUGUACCAGAUGGUGUCAGGAGUGCGAAGUGUAGAGCACUUGGGGCUGGAGAUGCUCAGGAAUGUGGAGCAGCACAUCUGCAAACUCUACUUCAAAGUCUGCUCUCAUGACAGCUCGGCCGCUCCUCCUUCUCCCGGUCGUGAGGAUGCAAAGCCUUCGCCUCCUGCCCAGCCCACGUCCAGCACGCUCGCCGGGCGGAUCAGGAGGAGGCUGGAGGCGAUGAAGCAGGCGUACAGGAGCCUGCAGGAGCAGAGGCGGGUGACACCGAAGGAGCAGGCGGCUGUUUACGCUAGAGUCAGCCAGGAGCGAGCUCCUGGAACUGCUCGCUAUGCCUACGUGAGCUCAAGCAAGUUCUCCUCCUUGAUGCGCAACCGCCUGCACCGUCUGAUCUCCAAGGCCAAGGGGACGAGGAGCAGCCAGCUGGCCGGUGGCAAGGCGGAGGUGGAGGGCCACGGCAAGGAUCUCCAUGCCGCGCUUCCUCGGGACGACUUCAACGACUUCCCGUCAGGCAAGUGGACGAGCUUCUCUGGCGACGACGAGACAGGGAACGAGGGACGGAGCAGGAAGCAAGCAGCUCCCAGCGACUGGCCCAAGGGCAAGUGGCGAAGUCACUCGGCGGAGGACGUGACGAGCAAGUCGAUGCAGAAGAAGCAGAUGGCGCGAAAGUCGCAGCAGCUCGGCAUCAGCAACGUGUACUACGCGGAGGAGCCUGAGGAUCGCGCACAGUGGUGGGACGAGCAGGUCAGAGACUACAACCCUGGAGGAAGGGGCAACCCCGGGCUGCACGAGGGGCAAGCUUAUCCUCCCCUCGAGCCGCAGCAAGAGGAGGAUGGGACGUGGAGCAAGGAUCCUCUGACAGGGGUUGGGCCCAAGGCCUGUAUCUGGAUGUACGCGGGGCCGGAGUGCGGGAAGGGAGUGAUGGAAGGAGCGAACCUGGCGCUGGCAGCGGCGACAUCCAGCAUGCCACCAGUGGGCUCGAUGCAGAUCAAGAAGAUCUACUCGCUGCAUCCUUCCAAGAUCCGGGGGGUCCUGUGGGACGACGACCCUGCCAACCCGCUGGGGGAGACCAUGUACUUUGUUAUCCCCUCCCUCCACGACUACCCCUCCAUCCCCCAGCACACCAAGGCAGACCUGAGGGACUACGUGUACACCGGUCACACGUUCCUCUCCAUGGGGGGGGUGAUCAACAUCUACAUCCUCAACGAACUCUUCGGCUGGAACCUUCUGCCCCAGUACCAGCCCGGGCCGUACCUGUGGAACGAUCGCACGUGCCCGGGCACUCCCUUCGAGAAGGUGAGGAGGACGGUGAGCGAGCAGGGGAACACAAGGAUGGGCAUGACCGGCGUCGCCAUCGGCUCCAUCCCACCAGGGGGCAAGAGCUACUUCGACAACGACGGGUCCUCCGUAGCCAUGUGCGUCCCCAUCGGGAGGGGUCGUGCAUGCUACGUGAACCAGGAGUUCAUCCGCCCCAUGACGCCCUACGGCUGUGGCGUGUGGGUUCAGAUCGUGCGGGCUGCGCUCAACGGAGGAGAGUGCAAGUGCAUCUGUAAGGGGCCGCUGCACGCACGAGAAGACUCAGAUGGGAAGAGUCUGAUCAACUCUUACUGCGCGAAGUGGCGAGACGAGAAAACUUUCAGCGCAACGGACAAGCAAGUGAAGUAUAUGAUCCAAUGCAUGCAGCAGGACUGCGUGCAGAGUUUAGAAGGAGGAGACCCCAACAGCCCGACACUCUUUGGCUGCAGAUUCCUCGAUGUCGAUGGUUUCUGCUAUGCCUACGGAUCCGCUCAGAUGUGGUGCCGCGACAAUCCCACGAGCAGCUACUGCAGCGAUGGAGGAGAAAACUUCGCCAUCCCCCCGCUAGGCUCCGCUUCGGUCGCUCACUGGCUGCCUAAGAAGAAUAUUCCGAUUUACGAUGGAGAGGCGAUAAGUGGAGCAGCACCUUAUGGGUGUGCCUGCAUGCCUAAUUGCAGCUGCACGAAGAAAUCAUGCAGAUGUGUCAACGCCCAGCAAAUCUCCGUGGGAUCAUCCGAGGAGGCUGCCAAGUUCCCGUCCAAGGUCAUCCAGGAUGACAUGAAGGCUGGCGAGUGCGACUGCAAGUGCGCGGGACAAGACGCGUGAAGAUUUACUUGCGCAAGAAUAAAGCAAGAGAGCUU
Guillardia theta CCMP2712 is the source of this 2606-nucleotide messenger RNA. RefSeq lists its product as hypothetical. The record is from RefSeq and is a predicted model, not a curated record. The transcript has 10 exons. Bases 1 to 2571 code for a protein of 856 amino acids. NCBI's taxonomy places the organism in Eukaryota, Cryptophyceae, Pyrenomonadales, Geminigeraceae.